Molecule: messenger RNA, 874 nt
Organism: Micropterus dolomieu (smallmouth bass)
Lineage: Eukaryota; Metazoa; Chordata; Actinopteri; Centrarchiformes; Centrarchidae
Exons: 6
Coding region: 69-788 (239 amino acids)
Source: RefSeq, a predicted model, not a curated record
GCUUUGAACAGUACAACACACAAAGAUACACAGAUUUAGGAUCUUUGUCUAAGUAGCUGUGACGAGCCAUGACAGGCUUUUUUCACGUUGCUGUGGCUGUGCUCAGUCUUCUGUCUGUCGGACAGUCAGCUCCUGUGAGCAGCUGUGAGAGUCUGAUCCAACCUCUUGAAAUCCAGGGAAGAGAGCAGCUGCUGGGCAAGUGGACGUAUUUAGCAGAAAGCACAAACAUCCCCGGAUCCAAUUUUCUGACAAAGAUGUUUGUGGAGACUGCCUGGGGCGAAAUCACUGCUGCUAACGAGAGUGGUGCCAUCAAUGCUAUUCAUUCUCAAAAAAUGUUCGGCCGCUGCUUCACUCUCAUAAUUAAGAUGACCUUGGAAAACAACACUCUCUCUAUGCUGCAAACUUUCACUACUUCUACGGUCCUACUGAAUACUGGCUGCCCCGACUGCCUUGUUUCCUACUCAAAAUACACCAUUGGAGGAAGCACAUACAGUGGUAUCCAGCUAGCGAGCAUGAGAAAUAAAGUGACUGCUGCUGAGCUGGAAGAGUUUACCAAGCAGGUAGAGUGUCUGAACUUAACACCACCUACUCUUCUGGAGCCAGAAAAAGGUUUCUGCCCAGAUGGGUCUUCCUCCCAAGAAACAACGACCAUUGAUCUGACCAGUUUCUCGGAUGACACGGCUUCUAAAGUUAUCAACCUAUUUGACAAAAUGAUCAACAGUGAAGGUGGACUGAAGAGACUUACUGAAAUGAUCUCCAGUGCCAUAGGUGGAUUAAAAGAAAAUUAACAUUGUUAAAAAUGUCAUGCCAUGCUUAAAUAAGAAGAGGCCAUAUCUGACAAAAGGAAAUUCUGUCAAUAAAAACACUAAAUUAA